Puccinia graminis f. sp. tritici CRL 75-36-700-3 is the source of this 390-nucleotide messenger RNA. RefSeq lists its product as uncharacterized. The coding region runs from base 1 to 390 and encodes 129 amino acids. The transcript has a single exon. NCBI's taxonomy places the organism in Eukaryota, Fungi, Basidiomycota, Pucciniomycetes, Pucciniales, Pucciniaceae. The record is from RefSeq and is a predicted model, not a curated record.
AUGCAACAACGCAAUGUUGCAACGUUUGGUUGUCGGAGGUUGUCGGCCACAAGCGGUACGGUGAACAGCUUAUAUGGGACACUGAACUCCAGUCUAGGGGCCCAGCUUCGCCUUCCCACCUACACGCAGAUCAGCCUUCACUCCAAGUCGCAACCAACCAUGUUUCUGAAAGAUUUGAUCCCCAACUCGUUCAUCAUCUAUGCAGUCUUCGGGAUGCCUCUUUUGCCCUCGGUUCAGCUUAUAAAAUUGCAGGAACCUUCUAUUGUGCGAAGACUGCAACCUCAACACAACUGCGAUGUACACUAUAUGGACAACUCAAUAUUUACUGAUGCAAGUAAGCACCAGUUGUGCCCCCCGUACGAAGUAACUCCCCAUCGCAACAUCUUCUGA